AUGGAGAAUCUGAUCCCCCAGGGUGAUAGAAUCGAUCGCCAGAAAAAGAUGGGGGAAGCAAGGGAGCGCGGGUUGAAACACGUCGAGGAUGAGAAAGCCAGCAUGAGUAUUCUAGGACACAAAGUCAUCUUACAAGAUGCCAUGGGAGAAAUUGCAGGAGACAUUGAGACGGCCCAGGCAUAUGUCAAAGACGCGAUCAAGGAUGUUCCAUACGCCCCUGCCGUCAUGGCAGGUAUCUCUCUGGUUCUUCCACUCUUCAAAAACCCGAGCGCUGUUGAGGCAGCCAACCGCGAGGGGCUUGCCUAUGUGAUAUCCCAAAUGAAUUACUAUACUGCGAUGGAGCCUCUCCUACUACAACAUCAAAAACGAACUGCCCUGGAUGAAGACUUGUUCAGGCGGGUGGCUGGCUUCUACAAGAUGGUCACCGAGUUCCAGAUACAGAGCAUCUUAUGGUUCUAUCGCCAUGGAGUUAAAAAUUAUUUCAGGGCCGUGAUAAAUUACGACGAAUGGGACAGAAAGCUGAGAUUUGUCAAAAAUGAACAGCAGGAACUUGGCUCAAAACUGGAAAAAGUACUAUUCCUGUCAAGUUCAAACCAUCUUAGAAACAUCCGCAAGACAGCCGAUGAAUCUUGUGGGAAGCUCGGAAAUAUUCGCGAGGGAGUCCAACAGCUUGUCAUGUAUGCAAAAGAUAACGAGAAACAGAAAUUUCUCGAAGCACUGCAGACGAGCGACCCUAGUGAUGGGAAGGAUCGCAUUGAACAAGAGAAAGGAUUUAUACUUCAAGGCACUACGGAUUGGAUACUCGAAACUCCAGAAUUCCAGCAAUGGCUUUAUAAUGACCGAACCCAGUUUCUCUGGGUCAAGGGUGAUCCUGGCAAGGGAAAGACAAUGCUUCUCUGUGGAGUAAUCCAUGAGCUGUCCAAGCCAUCUUGGAAUACAAGCAAUCUCGUUUAUUUUUUCUGCCAGGAGACAGAUGAGCGGAUUUCAACUGCAUCAUCGGUUUUGCGAGGGCUGCUGCGCAUGUUUGUGAAAGCACAACCGUCACUUGUCUCAUCCCUUGGGGAAUUUACGAAAGAUCGCAUGCAGGGCCGCAAUGAAUGGUGGGCGUUGCGCGGGGCCUUUCAGGCAAUUCUCGACGACCCCCAGCUUCGAACAACUUACUUGAUCAUCGAUGGGCUUGAUGAGUGUAUCGAGGGUAGGAAUAAGCUCAUUGAUCUGAUUACCACCCAGUUAAAAGCAAAGCCAUGGGUCAAAUGGCUUGUUUCAAGUCGUAAUUUGUCGAAGAUUGAAAGGGGUCUAGGCGAAUUCGCGUUACCUCUAUCCCUGGAAGAGAACGAAACGCAUGUUUUGAAAGCCAUCAACUCCUUCAUUGACCACAAAGUCCAACGAUUGGCUAAGUAUAGCGACAUCGAGGGCAAAGAUUGGGCAAAUGUUCUCGAACACCUGUAUAAGAAUGCAGAUGGAACUUUUCUAUGGGUCGAGUUGGUGUGCAAGCAACUAGAAAAAGUCUCAACUCGCGAAGUCGAUAACCUUUUGCUAGAAUUUCCAUCUGACCUAAUAUCUGUUUACGAGCGUCAGAUGGAACGAUUAGCAAAUUUAGCAAAUUUAAGACCAGCGGACUAUGAACUCUGCAAGCAGAUUUUGUCGGUUACCUCACUUGUGCGCCGACCUGUUAACUUGGAGGAAUUGGCCGAGCUGGCAGACUUACCUUCGCCCACGAAGAAGGAGACGACGAGGCUGAUUAAUGAGUGUAGCUCUUUUCUAACCAUUCGCGGAGGAAGCACAGUUCGUUUUGUGCAUCAAUCGGCCAAAGAUUACUUGCAGAAGGAUGGCCUACCUGAGAUCUUCCCAGACGGGCUGAAAAGCCAGGAUCAUGCUUUGUUCUCGAGGUCUCUCCAAGCCAUAGCCGUGACACUGAGGCGCGACAUCUACGAUCUAAAAGAUCCGGGGUACCUAAUUGACAAUGUCAAGGAUAAAGAUCAUGACUCCCUGGGCCCAGUGCGAUAUGCAUGUGUAUACUGGGUAGACCACCUUUGUGCAGAUCCCAGAGAAGCAGAUUUCGAAGAGGACGGUAUAUUGGACAUGUUCCUACAAAGAGACUAUCUUCAUUGGAUUGAGGCUCUCAGUCUCCUCAGAAGCAUGUCGGCCGGAGUCUUCUGGAUGUUAAAACUUGAGAAACUGGUUACGGUUAGUUAA
Messenger RNA from Penicillium waksmanii, 2196 nucleotides. RefSeq names its product NACHT-domain-containing protein. The record is from RefSeq and is a predicted model, not a curated record. NCBI's taxonomy places the organism in Eukaryota, Fungi, Ascomycota, Eurotiomycetes, Eurotiales, Aspergillaceae. The transcript has a single exon. The coding region runs from base 1 to 2196 and encodes 731 amino acids.